CUGCUGUUGUAUACAUUAUUGUCGCCGCAGUCCCAAUUAUGAUGGAUAUAAUAAAGAUCGCAGAGCUCACCUGUCCGGAGUUCCACGAGCUUGAAACUACCGCAGUAUCAAUCUGCGAGGUCGAACAUUUGUCGUCUUAUAAUUGGAUUGAAGCAUCGGUCUCCACUAUUGCUGUCCCGGGCAUCAGUGACCUUUCAAGUCAGGGACAAGGAUUCAGCCAAUCAUUAGUCCUGAUACCUCCCUCGGCCCCGUAUCAAUCAUGCAGCUCCAUCACAUCACAUAAACUUAUUGAGAAAUUAAUCAAAUACUACCCACUUAUGAGCGAUCUCCGUCAACAGGGCAGCCCGCUGCCAUCGUACUGACACCACAAGUGGUACACGUCAUCAGUGUCGGAAGCAAGAGGUCCAUCCGGUGUCACACCGCCUAAUGGCACAACAAAGGGACAGUGUUACCAAUCUCGUGCAAUCUGCCGCCAAUGAGCAUUACAGCUAUUGUUGAUAACCCGGAAGAGGGCUCGGCAGAAGAGCCAAUUGAGAACGUGGCGAUGACUAUCAAAGGAG
This is a messenger RNA of Aspergillus piperis CBS 112811, 560 nucleotides long. RefSeq lists its product as uncharacterized. The transcript is spliced from 2 exons. The record is from RefSeq and is a predicted model, not a curated record. Lineage: Eukaryota; Fungi; Ascomycota; Eurotiomycetes; Eurotiales; Aspergillaceae. Bases 39 to 362 code for a protein of 107 amino acids.